Molecule: messenger RNA, 3248 nt
Organism: Phacochoerus africanus (Common warthog)
Lineage: Eukaryota; Metazoa; Chordata; Mammalia; Artiodactyla; Suidae
Gene: PARP8
Product: poly(ADP-ribose) polymerase family member 8
Exons: 27
Coding region: 275-2974 (899 amino acids)
Biological process (GO): endoplasmic reticulum unfolded protein response
Cellular component (GO): membrane; intracellular anatomical structure; endoplasmic reticulum tubular network
Molecular function (GO): NAD+ poly-ADP-ribosyltransferase activity; protein serine/threonine kinase activator activity; kinase binding
Source: RefSeq, a predicted model, not a curated record
CGCGGGCGCGAGUGUGCGCGGGUGUGGAAGGCCGGCGUGAGGGCCGCGAGGGGUGUGUGCGCGUGAGGCGGAGCGGGGCUCGCCCCUCGCCGGCGCCCGCCGCCCCGCCGGUGAUCGCUCUCCGGCCGACUCCGGCACCCUCGGCCCCCCACGGCCGUUGGUCCGGGCGGGGGAGGGAGAAAGUGAGACUCCGUGUCAUCACCAUCCAUUGUCAGGAGGGGAGGAAAUUGGAAUCCAGCAGCGGCAAGCAGCAGCUGGGCGGUCACAUCUGGGCAUGCAAAGCCGACCUCCCCCUCCUCCUCCUCCUCCUCCUCCUCCACCUCCACCACCUCCUCCUCCUCUCUCACCCAGGAUCACUUCCGAAACCACUUCGCCUUCAGCCCCUGCCUCGGCCAGAGGGAUUUAUUUAAUGGGGAUGUGUUCAAGGCAAGAGCGAAUUCAGAAGGAUAUCGACGUCGUGAUCCAGAAGUCCAGAGCCGAGAAGGACUGUCUGUUUGCAGAUUUCAGAUACUCAGACUCCACCUUUACUUUCACCUACAUUGGCGGCCCCAAAAGUGUAUCCUAUUCUGUACAUGUGUCUGAAGAUUACCCAGAUAAUACGUAUGUAUCAAGUUCAGAAAAUGAUGAAGAUGUAUUAGUUACUACAGAGCCAAUUCCAAUAAUUUUUCAUCGAAUAGCAACAGAGUUAAGAAAGACAAAUGACAUUAACUGUUGCUUAUCCAUAAAAUCCAAAUUACAGAAGGAAAAUGGGGAGGAGUCCAGACAGAAUAGUACAGUGGAAGAAGAUUCUGAAGGAGAUAAUGAUUCUGAAGAAUUUUAUUAUGGAGGACAGGUGAACUACGACGGGGAGCUGCACAAACACCCUCAGCUCGAAGCUGAUUUGUCAGCGGUGAGAGAGAUAUAUGGACCACAUGCAGUUUCUCUCAGGGAAUAUGGAGCCAUUGAUGAUGUAGAUAUUGAUCUGCAUAUUGAUGUUAGCUUUCUUGACGAGGAGAUUGCUGUGGCAUGGGAAGUGAUUCGAACAGAACCUAUAAUUGUCCGACUACACUGUUCACUUACACAGUAUUUAAAUGGCCCAGUGCCCACUGUUGAUGUCUUUCAGAUUUCCACAAAAGAGAGAUUUGGAUUAGGACAUCAGCUGAAAAAAAUCAUGCAGACAUUUGUUACACAGCAGUGGAAACAGAGCAAAGAAAAAUCCAGUUGCCUGCACAACAAGAAGCUGUCAGAGAAGAAAGUGAAGUCUCCCUUGCAUUUAUUUUCUACCUUGCGCAGGUCGCCCAGUUAUCCUCCCCCUGGUUGUGGAAAAAGCAAAUCCAAGCUGAAAUCUGAGCAAGACGGAAUCUCCAAAACGCACAAGUUGCUGCGGAGGACUUGUUCCAGCACCGUCAAGACGGAUGACGUGUGCGCCUCCAAGUCACACCGGACCUUCGGGCGCUCGCUGUCCAGCGACCCCAGGGCUGAGCAGGCAGUGACGACCAUUAAGUCGCACAAACUCUUGAACCGUCCCUGCCCGGCCACUGUUAAGCAGGAGGACUGCCUCACACUCAAGUCGCAUAAACUCUUGACUCGCUCUUGCUCCGGGGACCCGCGCUGUGAGCACAACGCCAGCCUGAAGCCCCACAAACUCUUAAGCAGGUCUUACUCCAGUAACCUCAGAAUGGAAGAAUUAUAUGGACUCAAGAACCACAAGUUACUCAGCAAGUCUUACUCCAGCACCCCCAAGUCAUCCAAAACGGAGCUCUUCAAGGAACCUAAUGCAGAGGGCAGGAGGCUCUCUCUUACCUCAGGGCUUAUUGGUAUCUUAACACCAUCGUCAUCUUCAUCUUCCCAGCCUGCCCCAAAUGGUGCCAAAUGCAUUCCAAUACGAGACCGUGGCUUCCUAGUGCAGACGAUUGAGUUUGCUGAACAGCGGAUCCCUGUGUUGAAUGAAUACUGUGUGGUUUGUGAUGAGCCACAUGUGUUUCAAAAUGGCCCAAUGCUUAGGCCUACUGUGUGUGAACGAGAGCUGUGUGUAUUUGCUUUUCAAACCCUGGGAGUAAUGAAUGAAGCUGCUGAUGAAAUAGCAACUGGAGCUCAGGUGGUAGAUCUACUAGUAUCCAUGUGUAGGUCUGCAUUGGAAUCUCCUAGAAAAGUUGUCAUUUUCGAGCCAUAUCCUUCUGUGGUAGAUCCUAACGACCCUCAGAUGCUGGCCUUCAACCCCAGGAAAAAGAACUAUGAUCGAGUAAUGAAAGCUUUGGAUAGCAUAACUUCUAUUAGAGAAAUGACACAAGCACCAUAUCUGGAAAUCAAGAAGCAGAUGGAUAAACAAGAUCCCCUUGCUCAUCCCUUACUGCAAUGGGUUAUUUCAAGUAAUAGGUCACAUAUUGUGAAACUGCCAGUUAACAGGCAACUGAAGUUCAUGCACACUCCCCAUCAGUUCCUUCUUCUUAGCAGUCCACCAGCCAAAGAAUCUAAUUUUAGAGCUGCUAAAAAACUCUUUGGAAGCACCUUUGCAUUUCAUGGCUCACACAUUGAAAACUGGCACUCCAUCCUGAGGAAUGGUCUGGUUGUUGCUUCUAAUACACGACUGCAGCUCCAUGGUGCAAUGUAUGGGAGUGGGAUCUAUCUUAGUCCAAUGUCAAGCAUAUCAUUUGGUUACUCAGGGAUGAACAAGAAGCAGAAGGUGUCAGCCAAGGAUGAGCCGGCUUCAAGCAGUAAAAACAGCAACGCGUCACAGUCACAGAAAAAAGGACAGCAAUCACAGUUCCUGCAAAGCCGUAACUUAAAAUGCAUAGCCUUAUGUGAAGUGAUCACCUCACCUGACCUGCACAAACAUGGAGAGAUAUGGGUUGUCCCAAAUACUGAUCAUGUCUGCACACGAUUCUUUUUCGUCUAUGAAGAUGGCCAAGUGGGAGACACAAAUAUUAACACACAAGAAGGAGGCAUUCACAAAGAGAUCCUUCGAGUAAUUGGUAAUCAAACUGCUACUGGUUAAAGGACCACCAUUUAAUUAACAUGAUUUGAAAGCCUUCCUCGGGUUCAAAGCUGGAUUUUGAACUGAAGAAGAUGAUAAAAUAAUUUAUUGUUAUUAUAAACAAAAUUAACCCUUUGAAUACUGAUUUUUUUCUUAGUAUUUCUAAGUAUCUCAUUAAAUGCCUAAAAUGGUAUAAAAUUUACCAAUUGUAGGGUUAUGGAAUCUAGUAAUAAAAUUACAACAGCACUUAAACUGAAGUUUGGGUUGCUCACACAAUAAACAGAUUGAAAAAACA